AUGAGUAGCGCCAACGUGGCGACCGCAAACAAUACUGCGGUAAAUGUCGCUCUUUCUGCAACAGUGGUUUACGGCCUGCUGUUAUUUACCGGAUCCUUUAUUUUCUUUAUGAGGCGUGGUAGUAGCAGCUUCUGUGGACGCCAUGUUGGUAUUUCUGUCUGCUUACUUUCAUCAUUUGCCAUCAUGCCGACAGUAAUGGCUCUGGGCAUCACAGGAGCAUGGAUCUGCACUGCUUACGGGUCUCUUGGAGGGGCGAUGGCGUGUCUCAUUACGCCCGGGAUGAUUCUUUUCUUCUUGUUAUUUGCGUGGUGUGCCGCGAUCUCAUCUUACAUUGAGGAGAGAGAUGGAACGCUUGACCUUGGUCGUUUGCAUCACCGCUCAGUAUCACCUUGGCAACACGUGCCUAAUUGA
This is a messenger RNA of Trypanosoma rangeli, 411 nucleotides long. RefSeq lists its product as uncharacterized. The transcript has a single exon. The coding region runs from base 1 to 411 and encodes 136 amino acids. The record is from RefSeq and is a predicted model, not a curated record. NCBI's taxonomy places the organism in Eukaryota, Euglenozoa, Kinetoplastea, Trypanosomatida, Trypanosomatidae.